AGGAUAAACUUGGGGCUUUUGAGAGGUGGAGUCAUAGAGAGACCUUACCUGCUGAUGCACAUAAGAAGGUUAGGUUAACGUGCUCCUAUUGUAAGAGGCAUAAUGAAACCGAAGUCCCAGAUCCUUACCAUGGUGGAUCGCAAGGCUUCGAAAAG
This is a messenger RNA of Ilex paraguariensis (yerba mate), 155 nucleotides long. Lineage: Eukaryota; Viridiplantae; Streptophyta; Magnoliopsida; Aquifoliales; Aquifoliaceae. The record is from the annotation of a GenBank genome assembly.